UGACAAUUUUGGCAGUUAAAAAAAAUGACAUGCUUUUUUUAUUAAGCGUGAAGCAGCAUUUAAAACAACAAAACGUCUUAGAUAGAUUUACACACAGCCCUACACAUUAAAGGGCGUUUUUUCACAAGCAGAUUUGAUCGGUUUGUUUAUGUCUUUCUUGGGAGCGCAGCAGGGUGAGCAGGGGGUGGUCCUGAUCCUCUACAGUUAAACACUUGUCCUGUAGGUGUAGCCCGUCUGGAGAGGCGCUCUGCGGGCAACUUCUCGCGGAGUUUGUUUGCAGCACGGAGCUCCACAGGCCGGAAACCAGACCGCGGGGACGAGCGAGCAGAGCCCUGGUCGGACCGAACCGGACCGAUGAGAGUAUUCGCGUGAACCCAAACGCGUCACCUCCGCCGACAUGUUCACGCGCGGCUCGAAGAAGCGACGCUCCGGCCGCUCGAUAGAUGCUGAGGAUCCGGACCGGGGUCAGCCGUGUAUGCGCUGUGGAGAACAGUGUCCUGGCUUCCGCAUGCAUGGAUGGAGGAAGAUCUGUGUGCACUGUAAGUGUGUGCGGGAGGAGCAUGUGGUGCGCUCUGUGCCCGGACAGCUGGAGAGGAUGAUGAUGAAGCUGGUGUCCGACUUCCAGAGGCACUCCAUCUCCGACGACGACUCGGGCUGCGCCUCGGAGGAAUACGCCUGGGUGCCGCCCGGGAUCAAACCCGAGCAGGUGUAUCAGUAUUACAGCUGUAUCCCAGAGGACAAAGUCCCGUACGUCAACAGUCCAGGAGAACGCUUUCGAAUUAAACAGCUCCUGCACCAGCUUCCGGCUCACGACAGCGAGCCUCAGUACUGUAACUCUCUGGAUGAAGAAGAGAAGAAAGAACUGAGGUUAUUCAGUCAGCAGAGGAAGAGGGAGAAUCUGGGCCGUGGGAUCGUCCGACUCUUCCCCGUCACCAUGACCGGAGCCAUCUGUCAGCAGUGUGGCAGGCAGAUCUGCGGCGGGGACAUCGCUGUGUUUGCGUCCCGAGCGGGUCACGGCUCCUGCUGGCAUCCUCAGUGCUUCCAGUGCGCUUCCUGCAGCGAGCUGCUGGUGGACCUCAUCUACUUCUAUCAGGACGGACACAUCUACUGCGGCCGGCACCACGCCGAGCGAAUCAAGCCCCGCUGCCAGGCCUGCGACGAGAUCAUCUUUGCGGACGAGUGUACGGAGGCGGAGGGCCGUCACUGGCACAUGAAGCACUUCUGCUGUUUCGAGUGUGAGACGGCGCUGGGCGGCCAGCGGUACAUCAUGAGAGAGAGCCGGCCGUACUGCUGCCACUGCUACGAGUCUCUGUACGCUGAAUACUGUGACACCUGUGGAGAACAUAUCGGUAUAGACCAGGGUCAGAUGACGUACGAGGGCCAGCACUGGCACGCGUCCGAGGCCUGUUUCUGCUGCGCCUGCUGCCGGCUCCCUCUGCUGGGCAGACCCUUCCUGCCCCGCGGCGGACUCAUCUUCUGCUCCCGCUCCUGCUCGCUCGGGGAGGACCCGGACAACUCGGACUCCUGCGACUCUGCCCUGCAGAGCAAACCGGUGUCACACAAGACCGUUCAAAACCAGCAGCGCACUUCCACACCACGGCCACAGGAGGGAGCCAGCGCCGGGCGCUUCACCCUCCACGGCAAAGGUGUUCACACGCUCCAUCCUAUACCGAACGGCCAGCCUCCAGCGUAUGAACACACACAACGCACUCAGCCCUGUCCAGCAGCCAAUGACAGGGCAGCAUUCGUUCGCAAGGACCAAUCGGGCAUCAGCACGCCGCAAACGAACCAACAGCCGGACAGUCUGGAGUUCACCGUGGAGCUGAACGGAUACGCAGAAUUCGGCCCUUUCCCGCCGAGCUGCACGUCUCGAGGGACUUCCACCGCAAAGGAUUGUGGGAACGACAGCUGUGCAGGAAUUUCGUCUCAGCCGGAGCCUUCCGAUGCGCUCGAUGAACUGAAUGACUCCGACUCCUUCCCGCCGCCUCCGCCCCCGGUUUUCUUCGACCCGUCUGAUUCGCCGGCUCCCGUCGCCGAAGCAGAGGACGCCCCUGCAGCACCGGUCCGGAGCGGCACCGCCAGGGUCAGCUUCAGGGAGCCAAUCAGCUGCAGCUAUUCAGUGGAAGAGGAAGAGUGGGAGGAAGAGGAGCGGCUGGAGACACAGAGAAGAGAGGAAGAGGAUGAGGAGCAGGAGGAAGACGGAGAGGAAGUUGAGGGAAGUCUCGGACACAAGUUGCGCUUCUGCACUGAAGUGCCAUCUCAAAUGGACCUGCUGGAUGGGUCUUACCACCGUAGUCUCCGCCACCGUCCCACGGAGAAGCGGCUCAGACGUUCCCGAGGGCCACGGAGCGACAGGCCUCGCCUGGAAACCCUGGAGUACAGGACGGGAGAGCGCAGGAGGUCCAGCAGCGUCCUGGACGCCAGCCUUACCCUGCACUCCACCCGCCACCGGCACGAAGACUCCUGCUCCACCUGCUCCUCCUCCUCAGACUCCGAGGAGGAAGGCUUCUUUCUGGGCCAGCGCAUUCCUCUGCCGCCUCAGCUGACCGGUGGAGAGAGAACGGCGGAGGGACAGGCAGAGGACGAGGACAAGAGCCGGAGAGGAAGCUUCAGGAGGAGGAGGACACAGAGUCUCAGCAGUAAAGACAAGAACUGCAUACUGUCCUGAGAUCAAGACUCUCUGAACCUGCUGCUCAGACGAGAUCAAAGUGGAUCAGUGACAUUUUGUAUGAUUAAAAAUAGAGACUCUCAUACAUUCUAUGCAUCUGUGUAACAGUAUUUUUAUAGAGGUGAUGAUAUUAUGUGAUUUCAGUAUCAGGGUGCUUUGUCAAAUUUACUGGCGUUAUUAUUCGGGAGCUGAGGAACAGUAAUUAUCCAGUUUAGUUCGUUACGGGAAAAGUAGACACUUUCUCAAAAUAUAAGAGAUACUCACAUGAUGGAAAGUCAUAUGCGUGUUAAAAAGUCUAAAUUGAAAAGAAAAAAACUGAAUUAGGAGGAGGAUAAAAAGGUCAUUGUGCGAUAUAAACGUGUUUAUAUUUUUAUUUCUCGCUAUUAUAGGUUUAUAUCCUGCGAUUCUGACUUUAUCCGAUGCACCAGAGAAAAAAGGGCUGAAUUGUGCCCCAAAAGUAGGUUUUUUUUAAUUAAGUGGUGGAAAUGGCUUUCAUAGUUUAGAACAAUAAGUCUUAUCAAAAGCAUAAAAUCACAGCUUCACUAAUAGUUUGUGGCUCUUACAGGUAAUCAAUCGCUCAGCACAAAAAAAGGACUUUCCAUUAGCUUUACAUUCUGUUGAAAAUUACUUGGAAAUCAAAACAUCCACGUUUUCUAUCAGCCGUUCGGGUUUUUGUAUUUAUUAGGUAAGAAAUCCGCUUCUUCCUUUGCUGUUCACGUUUGCUUAGUUUAGCUUCAUCUAACAGCGGCGACUUUGAACAUGUGACGACAAAGCGUGAGCGUUAUUGGUUGGCCAGGUUUGUUCACAGCAUUGAGGAUAACAGCUGAUCUUUUAUGUUAAUGAUAUUAAUUAGGAGUCGUUUACAAAGCAGAUAGCCGAAACCAUUCAGUCGCGCGCUAGCUCACGAUCAUUUGGGAUUCACGGAUUUCACAUCCGAAAGAGACGCAUGGUCAUUUCAUGAAUUACAAUUACACAUGAGAAAUAACUGUAAGGUCUGUGAGAACAUUUUAUAAAUGAUGCUCUAGAUCACCGAAACCAAUAUAGAGAUUAGAACGCCGAAACAGAGAUGGUUGCAGAUUCGUGACAUUAACCCUGGAAUCAGAAUCAAAGUAACUACACUCUUUUAGAAAUAAAGGCACAAAAGCUGUCACAGGGGCGGUACCUUUUCUAAAGGUACAUGUUCGGACCUAAAGUUUUGGUAACUAAAAGGUACAUAUUAGUACGUAAAGUGAACACCUAAUAGAUACAAAAAAGUAACUUUUGAAAAGGUACAGCUUUUUUUGUGCCUUUAUUUCUGAGAGUGUACUUUUUUGUCAUAAUGACAACAGUGUUUUUGUGUUAAAAUAUAUUUUGGCCAUUAAAUAUUGAAAUGAGGUGUUUAAAAAAAAAAAAAAAAAAAUUCACAGAUGUGCAAUUACAUGAGAAGUGUGGUCAAAUCAAGCACAUUGCAUUGAGGGACGGAUUACCCAGUGUUUGCCCUACUUAAACACGGCAUGUUUUAUCAAAUGUAGACAUGUAGUAUGAAGAGUGUGAAUAGCAUACAAAGCCUGUAUAGUCUUCAUACUAUUAACCUGUGUGUCAUUUAUUCAGCAAAACCAGUUAAAAGUCAGAAACGAGCCGUUGUAUUGAGUGUUGGGGAAAGUUACCGUAAUACAAUACUUUCCAUAAAAAGUAAAAACACUGUUAGUUGCAGAAAUGUUACAUUUGCAUCGCUUUUUCUCAUCCGGCCUGGGCUUGCUUGUUUGUUUUUAAUACAACAGAGCUCUGUUUUUAGCAAAUGUGAAAGCCCUUUCGCGCCAAAAAGUGAAGUGAAUAAUCCCCAGGCCCCAGUUUAUAUUCUGUCUAUUCGUUUUGAAGAACACCCAAUCUGUCUUUGCGCGCAUGACAUCACAUUUACUUUUUUUUUUUUUACCCCCAACACUGGUUAUACUAUAUUUCUAAAAUGUGUAGUCCCUUAAGUCUCACACCUGUUAAAGCAGUAGUACGAGUUAAAGUGCUAAACCUAUAACAAACUACUUAAAUGAAUAGUUGUUGCUUGUUUGACUGGUUUUAAGAGAGCUGUUUAAUUUGCACUUGUUUAAGGUUUAACUAUCUGUGAAACUUAUUGAAAUGCAAAGACAAUGUCAUUGUGCUUGAGCGUGCACUAGAAACAUAUACUACAGGCCGUAUCGGAACAGAAUGUGGGAAAAAUAAUAGCCUUUAUCUCCUCAUCAGCUGUAUUAUAUGUAAAUAUUGACAUUUCAAACCUCUCUGUGUGUGAAUGAGAGUUUAAAUAAAAGACACACGACUUUCACUUUGUGUUUUGCAAAAAAAAAAAAAGAGAGAAGGACUAUGUUAGAAAUGUAUUUUUAUAAACAACACGGUGAUGGUUUUAUAUUCUUGUCAAAAUGCUUUCUGGCUUAAUAUAAAUUUUAGAAACUUUAAAAAGUUAUCUUUUUGAAUGAGAAAAAUAAACCACUUGAUCCUAA
Messenger RNA from Puntigrus tetrazona (Sumatra barb), 5136 nucleotides. RefSeq names its product prickle homolog 3 (gene prickle3). Bases 398 to 2668 code for a protein of 756 amino acids. Lineage: Eukaryota; Metazoa; Chordata; Actinopteri; Cypriniformes; Cyprinidae. The record is from RefSeq and is a predicted model, not a curated record. Gene Ontology annotation, molecular function: zinc ion binding. The transcript has 11 exons.